This is a messenger RNA of Malassezia vespertilionis, 683 nucleotides long. RefSeq lists its product as uncharacterized. The record is from RefSeq and is a predicted model, not a curated record. The annotation marks the transcript as partial. Gene Ontology annotation, cellular component: fungal-type vacuole membrane. NCBI's taxonomy places the organism in Eukaryota, Fungi, Basidiomycota, Malasseziomycetes, Malasseziales, Malasseziaceae. The transcript has a single exon.
GUUAUAUCAUGCUUGGGACGUUGGUCGUUCCUGUUCUUGUGAUGCGCACGCGUGUUUUGCCGAGUGAAAAACGCUCAUUUCUCGCUUUGAAUGCAUUCAAAGAACCGCCAUUUGCGAUAUUUUCCCUUGCCGUGUUUCUUGGCUUUACAGGGCUGUAUGUUCCCUUUUAUUAUAUAUCCUCGUACGGGAUCAACAAACUUGGAAUGAAGCCAGAGCUUGGCUUUUACUUGGUUCCGAUCCUCAAUGCAGGCAGUGUAUUUGGGCGCCUAUUUCCAAAUUACCUAGCAGAUAUCGUCGGUCCGCUGAACAUCUUGAUUCCAUUCACGUUUGGGUGCUUGGUGCUUGCAUUUGCAUGGAUAGGGAUACAAAACACCCCCGGAAUUAUUGUAUUCGCUGUACUGUAUGGGUUCACAUCUGGGACAUAUGUCUCGCUACCGCCUGCAACCAUUGCAAGCCUUACCAAAGAUCUCCAUCACGUGGGCACACGAAUGGGCACGUGUUUCUUGUGCGGUGCCUUUGGCAUCUUGAUCGGAAAUCCAAUUGCUGGUACAUUGGUGGACCCUGCAAGAGGUAGCUUUUGGAAAGCGCAAGUUUUUUGUGGUGCGCUGGUAGUAGGUGCAGUGGCCUGUCUUGUACUUGCUCGCAUUGCGAAAACAGGUUUUCUCUGGAAGGUCAAGGCGUGA